This is a messenger RNA of Symsagittifera roscoffensis, 888 nucleotides long. RefSeq names its product innexin-3-like. NCBI's taxonomy places the organism in Eukaryota, Metazoa, Xenacoelomorpha, Acoela, Convolutidae. The record is from RefSeq and is a predicted model, not a curated record.
GUGUUCUAUCUGAUGAACGUGUACGGCCAGUUGUUUAUUCUGGACAGUUUUCUGGGUCCCAAGUAUCAUGCUUAUGGGGUGGAAGUGAUAACCUCAGUGUUCAACGGACAAGACUGGACCAACAGCCGCAGAUUUCCCACCAUCACUCUUUGCGACUUCCCCGUGCGCUCUCUGGGCAAUCUGCAGCGAUACACAGUGCAGUGUGUUUUGAGCAUCAAUCUAUUCAACGAGAGAAUCUACCUAUGCAUAUGGUUCAUGUUGUUGAGUGUGGCCAUAGUGACCAGUCUGAACACUGUGAUGUGGGCAUGGCGACUGUGUCUUCGCUUCAACCGCAUUAAAUACAUCAUGAAACACCUCAAACUCACGGCCACCAUCAGCGGAGAUUCCAACACAGAAAAGAGGCUAGUGGGCCAGUUUGUCGACCAAUACUUGCGGCACGACGGAGCUUUCAUUUUCAAGCUUCUAGCGCAGAACACAAACUCGCUCAUAAUUUCCGAGUUGAUCACCGAAGUCUGGAAAACUUUUCUGCGGACGCUGAAAAAAGAGUGUCGUCGCUACAAGUGCAGUGAGCAUGCGCCUCUAACAACACAGUCUUUGAAACAGUUGAACAGUUGGCUAGUUUGUGAUCACGAACCUAAUAAUUCGUUCCCACCGAAUUUAAACUCAUUCACGUCGAAUAAUCAAACUUUCAUGGCUUUUCCAACUCCACCGACACUUCAAAAACACACUAACGUCAUGGAGCUAGCUCUACCUGGUAAUAAUUCGCACCUGCAUAUGUGGAAAAUGGAAAAUGAACUGAAAACUGAAGACACCGAAGACUAUGAUGAUGGUGAAAAUGACCCGCUGACCUCAAAUGAUCAGGCGACUGAAGAAAAAUGCGCCCACGAG